AUGAAACUUUUAAAUUUUCCACUGUCCCGCUACGACGUUUUGAUCACGCGAUUUUUUCUGUUUGCGUCUUUUUUGAUGGUUUUAUUUAUGUGCGAGAAUUUUUUAAAGAAAUCUUACAUGACAAGUAUAAACAUUCGAAAUAAUAAAUUAUGUUCUUUCAUACAUAAAAACUUUGAGAAUUUGGAGAAGUACCUCACAUGUGAUUUUGUUGCUUACGAUUUGGGUAUGAACGACUGGAAAAGUUUAAAAAAAAAAAUAAUAAAAAACGGAGAAGGAGAGUAUAACGAUAUGAAAGAUCCAUCUUAUAUGGAAAAAAAACAUUUUGAGAUAGAGAAGAGUUCUCAUAAAAUAAAAAGUCGUCAGAAUGAAAUGAAUGAGCAGAAGUCGACUCUGAUGAAUAGACCAAGGAAAAGCAAAUAUAACAAUACAAAUAAAAAUAAUAAGGUGAAAGGAAAUCUGAACAAGAAGAAGAAAAAAAAGAAAAAUAAAAAAAAAGCUGCACAAAAAUAUUAUACUAACAAGAUGGGAUAUUCCAUAGGUACAAAUAAUAAUAAUAAUAAUAAUAAUAAUAGCAAUAAUAAUAGCAAUAAUAAUAGCAAUAAUAAUAGCAAUAAUAAUAACAAUAAUAAUAAUAAUAUUAAUAUUGAUAGUAGACGUGAUAAGUAUAAAGAGGUAGAUAAAUAUUACCAUGAAUCAUUCAAUUAUAUUGUUGAUACAAAUAAUCCUUCUGUGGAUGAACAAGUAUUAAAAAAGGCUUUGAUGGUAUUUAAAAAAUUAGAUAUAAAUAAGAAUAAAUAUAUUGAUUAUAUAGAAUUUGAAAAGAAUGUAAAUAUUUUAUCAAGAAUGAAUGAAAUAAAUAAGAAUAUCUUAACAUAUCUUUUUGAUAUGUUUGAUAUAGAUAAAGAUAAGAAAUUAAAUUAUACAGAAUUUAUGUCAUUAAAUUCUUAUGAUUUUAAUUACAUCAAAUUAGUACAUAUAAUAUUUGAUGAAGACCAUGUGGUUGAUAAAAGAAUCGUACUUGAAUAUUUAGAAAUUUAUAUAACCGAAUUUUUAGAAACUGUCAUAGAAGAAGAGAAACAUAAAUAUUUAAGACAGCACAAUUUAAUACAAUAUUAUACAAAUCUUUUUUAUAUAAAUAAUAAAAAAAAAUGGGAUAUAAAUGAAGAUGAUAAAUUACAAAUAGUAGAAUUUCAUAAUUUCCAAUUAUCCGUAUUAAUAGAAAUAGACCACUUAUCUAAUUUUAUACAAAUUGAUUAUAACAUAGAUGGAUAUAUCGACCCUUCAGAAUUAUUGUAUUACAUUAAUGAAGAUAAACACAUGUUUAAUAAAUUUAAAAAAUAUAUUAAAAAAAUAAAAAAUAAAAACACAAACAAUAAUAACAACAACAAUAAUAACAACAGUAAUAAUAAUAACAUGGAUGUUUUUAAGUUUAUGAAGGAAGAAUUAAAUAUUCCAGAAGGAUUGUUUUUAAAUAUAAAAUAUUUAUAUUAUUCAUUUGAUAUAAACAAUGAUAUGUUAUUAAAUUUUGACGAGUACAAAGAUCAAGUUACUACGUUUUCCGUCCUCGAUUCGGCUCCAGACAUAGUAUAUGCCACAUGA
Molecule: messenger RNA, 1599 nt
Organism: Plasmodium falciparum 3D7
Lineage: Eukaryota; Apicomplexa; Aconoidasida; Haemosporida; Plasmodiidae
Product: EF-hand domain-containing protein
Molecular function (GO): calcium ion binding
Source: RefSeq, a predicted model, not a curated record